AUGGCAAUGGAGACUUCUUCGAGCUUCACGGCUCGAAGACAAGCAACACAGGCUUUGCCCCCAUUCCAUCUUCCGUCGACAAACCAAGAUAUACCGAGUAUGAGUAGACAUUCUCAUCAGUACCCUUUCAGUUUUCACAAUCAGCCUCUGCAGUCGCCAUCAUCGUGGCAAGCCCCCGCGAUGGCUACGCCGUCGGCACCCUCCUCCUCCUCCGCUGCCUCAAAUACUCAACAUUCUCCUGUAACCGCCAGCUCUGGUCUAACAUCGCCUUCAGGAGUGCCAGGUGAAGGGCUUAGCCCGCUCUCUUCCGGUGUCAACACCACGAGUUCCCAGAGCUCCUACUAUCCUGGAGGUAACGGCCACGGAUCAUGGCCCACGCCCUCGAGUUCCUACCAGCUCAGCUCUGGGACGCCCCAGGGGCUCGUUCAGACCUCUCAGUAUGCCUCCCGCGGGAGCACCUACGAUCAGCAAUCUCCAAUGUCCUACUCUCGCACUUCGCAAUCACCCGCAACUGGCGAGGGUCUUCCUCCACCGCCCUAUGGGCAAACGCACCAGUCCUUCCAGGCUUAUUCUCAUGGAGGAGCGGGAUCUACACCAGUCAGUUUGCCAUCUCAGGGCCCACCAACACCUCAGGGUGGUAUUCUUGGAUCUCAUGGUGCUGUCUCGACGCAACCUCCAACGCCUGGCGGUCUACACUCCCAUCUUGAUUCCUACACCCAGUCACGACCACCAGCGACACCCGGCUACUACUCCACAUCAUCGGCCCCCCAGCAAUCGUUCAACAACUACCAACAAUCCCACACAUCGCCCACCGCUCCUUCUCCGACGACUUCGGCGGGUCCAGGGAGAGGACUUGCUGCGCUCCAGCACCCUUCCGCGAUGGCACCCCCUGGCUCUUACCGCUACCCUGGUUAUCAUGUUCCAUCGAUGGGAGGACCGAUCAUGUCCAACCUUACUUCCCCUGGGCACCAGAUGUCACUCGUGACUGGUAUGGGUGUCCCCAGCGGUUAUGGAGCACACCAUCUUGCACCGUCAAUGUACGGCCACACCCACGGGGGGCAGCCCAACCCGCAGGCCGAACGGCCGUUCAAGUGUGAUCAGUGCCCACAGUCAUUCAACCGAAACCACGACCUGAAGAGACAUAAGAGAAUUCAUCUUGCAGUCAAGCCCUUCCCUUGCAACUUCUGCGAUAAGAGUUUCUCUCGCAAGGACGCGUUGAAGAGGCACCGACUAGUCAAGGGUUGUGGUUCAAAGGAGGGUGAUGGCCAGAACGAGAACGGACGACGCUCCUCGCAAGAUCACUCUGACGACGGAACUCCUCCACUCAAGCGAGAGUAG
Colletotrichum paranaense is the source of this 1338-nucleotide messenger RNA. RefSeq lists its product as uncharacterized. The record is from RefSeq and is a predicted model, not a curated record. The transcript is spliced from 2 exons. Gene Ontology annotation, biological process: regulation of transcription by RNA polymerase II. Gene Ontology annotation, molecular function: DNA-binding transcription factor activity, RNA polymerase II-specific; RNA polymerase II cis-regulatory region sequence-specific DNA binding. Lineage: Eukaryota; Fungi; Ascomycota; Sordariomycetes; Glomerellales; Glomerellaceae. Bases 1 to 1338 code for a protein of 445 amino acids.